AUGAAUCUUUUUCGAGGUUCUUGGAAUACUACUGAAGAUGAAGUACCAGUUCAUUCACCUGUUCGUUUAUUACAAAAAUUAGCAGCUUUUCGUGCAUCAACUGGUUCAACACCAAUAUCUUCAUCAACAUCACCAUCACCAUCACCACAACAUGAGCGUAAAUCAAAAAUUCUAAGUGAAUCAACAAAUUUUUUCACACGUCUAUGGCGUCCUAAUACUCAUCAACUAACACCAUCACAAAUAUUAAUGGCUUCACAUGAAACAAAUUCAUCCUCAUUUGAUCAAAUACCUGAGCCAACAGCGACACUUACCGAUACAUCAACUGUUCCAUCACUAUCACCUAGAUCAAAUCAUCGUAUAUCAUUUAUACGUGACGUCUCAUCGAAAAGUCCAACACAAUUAUGUCAAUUUUCAUCACCAUUAGUGCAAGCACCAGUACCACUUCAGCCACAACCAACAACAUCAAGUAUAAUAACAGAUCCUUCAUUCGAAGACACAACAUCAGAACAGCCAUGUGAUACAGCUAGUGAAUUUUAUUCUCAAAGUUUUGAAACAAACAUGGAUAGUAGUAAUCCAAAAAUAGUUGAUGAAGAAAAUUCUGAAAAAGAACAAGGAUUGACAUAUGACGAACGACAUCGCCGUUUAAGUUUAUCAGCAAAACCUGUGAUACAAACAGUACAAAAGAUAUCUUCAUUGCCUUUGCGAAUGACUGAACAACAUCGAAGUGAGAGUCUUACUUCACCUGAAGCGAAUAUUGAUGUUAGCAUGGCAAUGGAUUAUUUUUCUACUCCAAUAAUAACAACACCAUCAAUAACAGAAAAUUCUUUUAUAUCAAAUAAUAAUGAUAACAAUAAUCAUCAUCAACAACAAACAAAUUCUACAGGUGUUCGAAAUUCUGAUACAUGGGCACGUAAACGAACAUUAAUGCAUCGCGAUUAUCAAUGGACAACAACAUUGGAAGAUGUAGAAUCCAUAACAAAUAAUAAUAAUAAUCAAUACAAUAGUACGUGUAAUCCAACAGUUUUAUCAGAUUCAACAACAAAUUCUUUAACAUAUAAAGAUAAAAAAAAUUCAUCAUCAUCUUCAACAAGAAUAAAUUCUAAAACUGAUUCAUCAAAUGCAGUUUUACGUCGACGACGUUCUUCUCGUCGUUUACCAGAAAUUCCUUUGAACUGUAAAAUUUUAUCAAAUAAUAAUCAAAACACAAAUUCUAUAGAUGAAAUUAAAUUUCUACCAUCAUCAUCAUCAUCAUCAUAUACAUCACAUGAACAACCAUCUCAAAUUGUACAUGAAAAUUCUCUUUGUAAUCGUUCAACUUGUUCGAAAAGUAUUAAUUCAGAUUCAUCAUUAGCAUCUCGUUUAAUACAUACAAAAUUAUUACAUACACAUCAAUCACCAAAUACCAAAUCAGUUGAUUUAUCAAAUUUAACACGACGAAAAUCGUUUCUUAUUGUUAAUAAUACAUUAUUACCACAACGUUCACUUGAUUAUCCAUGUAUUGUACGUAAAGCACCCGAUUUAUCUGAUAUUGUUCGACAACGUAUGUUAUAUUCAAAAAUGUCUAAACAACAACAAGGAGAAAAUUUUUCUCUAAGUCUUGAACGUGAACAUGUGCCAAAAGUACCAAGAAAAAUUAUUAUUAGACAAGAUAAUAGCAUCGAAAUCGCAUUAAGUAAACCACCUAAACUUCGUCGACAAACUUUAUCAGAAGAAUUUUGUUAUGGUUGCAAUCCUGAAGUAGAAUUUACUUCUAUGUCACCAAUAACUAAUGCUUCAUCAACACUUGGUUUACCUAUACCAUCAUCUGGAUCAGGUUUAACAGGUGGUGAUCGAAGAAAAACAAUUGAAACAUGUGAAAAUAUUUAUUUACAUGCUGAAGAAAGUUCAAAAUUACGUGCACGUACACCACCAUCAAAUCCACAUCGAAUUUUACUUCAUCGAGAUAAAAAUGAUACAUCAAUACGAACAAAUGGUCUUGGAAUGCGUAUUAUCGGUGGACAAGAAUGUGAAGAUAGUAGUCUUGGAUGUUUUGUAACAAAUAUUCUAUACGGUGGUCCAGCUGAUGUACAAGGUAAUAUUGAAGUAGGUGAUCAAAUACUUGAAUUUAAUGGACAUUCAUUAAUUGAAUCAACAUAUGAAGAAGUACGAAUUUUACAAGAUCAUUGUGGUGAUAUUGUACAAUUAGUUGUUCAACAUAAUAAUGUUAGAUUACAAAUAAAUAAUGGUCAAACAUUAUCAUCUAUUGAAAUUUCAAGACAUUUUGAAACUGUACCCCGUCUAUCAUCAUCAUUAACACGAAAACGACGAAAUUUACCACCAUUACCACCAUCAUUAUCAUCAACAAUUCCUAAACAGAAAAAAAAAGAAUUAUAUGAAACUGUUGAAACACUUGAAGUGCCAAAUGUUAAAGAACUUAAACCAAUUUUAAUUAAUCGUGGAAGACUUCUAGCUCAAAUUUGGCAUGAUGUUGACGAUAUGAAAUUAGCUUUAACAAUAAUACAAGCAAGUCAUCUUGCUUUACGAUCGAAUGGUGAUCAACCAUAUGCAUUUAUAACUGGUAAAAUGCUUUUUGAAGAUCGUGGUUUUGAUAUGUUUGAAACAAAAAUAAUUCACUCAUCAAAUCCAGUUUAUAAUGAAACAUUUGUUUUUCAUGAAGUUGAAAGUGUGGAUGUUCUUCAUCUUGAAAUUUUACUUUGGGAUAAAAAACAAUAUCAAACAAAUAAUGAUAGUACAGAUGAAUCUGAUGACUUUCUUGGUAUGAUACAAUUACCAUUAAAUGAAGCUAAUCUUGAAGAUGAACCACGUUGGUAUGAAUUACGUGAUCGUCAAACACGUAAACCAUCAGCAUCAAGUGUUACAUUUAAAUCAUCAUCAAUAGAAAGUGCUGAUAGUUGUCGUAAAAUGCCACCAUUAUUACUAUCCAAUAAACAUGAUGAACGAACAAAAACAUCUACAGAUGCAUUAAUACAUACAAUAAAUUCUUCGAUGAUAAAUAAAAUUGAUUCUAAUCGAAAAAAUUCUUCUUCACAAACAACUUCCAAACAUGCAAAUACGACUGGUUCAACAAUUCCAACUAUUAUAAUGACUAAUAUUGAUGAUGGUAAAAAUGAUGAAGAUACUCAUCGACGUCUAUCAGCAAUAACUAUACAAUCAGUUAAACUAAAACGUCGAAUAUCAAAAGGAAUAUCGAAAUUAUUCGAUGUUCAUACAAGACGUUUUAGUGAAUCAACACCUGAAUCACCAAAAAGUCCAGCGUCACGAAAACUAUCAUCACAAAUAGAUACAAAUAUUGAUAAAGAACAUCAUAUUGAUAUAUCAGCUGGUCUUACAUUAGAUAAUACAUCUACUAAUAUAAAUAAAUCACCACGUCAAAGUUUAAUAUCAACAAUAAAUCAAGAUGAACAACAACAACAAACAUUAAUACGUCCUAUUCCAUUACAACAAAUGCCUAUUGGACAAUUAAUGUUACCUUAUAUUCCCUCAUCACGACAUUCAUCUAUAUCAGGUUCAAGAAAAUCAUCAGCUACAUCUAAUUUGGAUAGUGAUGAUGAUAUUGAUCGAUAUUUUACAUUAUCAGAACAACAACAAGAACAAAUAAAUGAUAAUAAUAAUGUUCAAACACAUACUGUUGGUCCAGGACAAGUUACACCAAGAAAUUAUGAAAAUAUGAUUCAUGAUUAUAUGCAUAUGGGAAAAAUUCAACUUGGUUUAGUUGUUACAAAAGGUCUUUUAGAAAUUGAUAUUAUAUCUGCAAAAGGAUUAGAACGAAUUAUUGAUGAUAAUAGCGAUAAUAAUAAUAAUAAUAAUAAUGGAGCCAAAGCUGAAGAUAUUCCUCCUGAUACAUAUGUUAAAACAUAUCUUCGAACAGGCACACGCCGUGUACAAAAACGUAAAACAGCUACUACAAAAGGAAGUUAUAAUCCAGAAUAUCAUUCAAAAUUAAAAUAUAAUGCAUGCAAUGUCAUGGGUCGUCGUCUUCAAGUAACAGUAUGGCAACGUGGUGGUAAAUUUGAAAAAAAUCAAUGUAUUGGUGAAGCAUAUAUUCAACUUGAUAAUUUAACAUUAAAUCAACAUACUAUAGCUUGGUAUACAUUAUUUCGAGAAAAAUUAGUUGAAAGCGAAUUUUAUGAUUCAAGUUGA
Molecule: messenger RNA, 4140 nt
Organism: Rotaria sp. Silwood2
Lineage: Eukaryota; Metazoa; Rotifera; Eurotatoria; Philodinida; Philodinidae
Source: the annotation of a GenBank genome assembly